AGUGCGGGGCGGCGGGACGGACCACGCCGGGGGCCACCGCAGCACCUUUCCUUGUCACCAGGGUGUCCCCAGGCUGUGUCCCCUGCUCCGUGUGCCGGGCCCGUCCCUCACAGCCGGGCUGCGAUGGCGGCCAGCCGUGCGCUGAGUGCCCUGCGCCUCCUGGCCGGGUCGCGGCCGCCGCUCGCUGCCAGCGCCCGCAGCAAUUCCAACCGCGCGGCCAUCGGACACGUGCAGCGGCAGCGCUAUGGCCGCCUGUACCCGCUGCUGCUCGUCAGCACCGACGGCUCCACCGUCCGCCUGCGCUACGGAGAGCCCAAGAGGAUCCUCAUGAUGCCCCUGGACAGCAACACGCUGCCCGAAGCCGAGCGCAAGGCUCGUCUGCGCCGGCAAUUCCCCAGCAAACGUAAGGCCAAGGAGGAGGAAACCUUCGAGGGCAUCGACCUGGACACCUACAAGAAGUUCUGGAAGAAGUGAAGCGCUGAAAGCAGAAGAGUUUAAAUGUAUAAAUAAGUGUAUAAAUAAAAAUGUACAAGUCCA
Camarhynchus parvulus is the source of this 537-nucleotide messenger RNA. It is a transcript of the gene MRPL55, whose product is annotated as mitochondrial ribosomal protein L55. The coding region runs from base 124 to 474 and encodes 116 amino acids. Gene Ontology annotation, cellular component: mitochondrial large ribosomal subunit. The record is from RefSeq and is a predicted model, not a curated record. NCBI's taxonomy places the organism in Eukaryota, Metazoa, Chordata, Aves, Passeriformes, Thraupidae. The transcript has 4 exons. Gene Ontology annotation, molecular function: structural constituent of ribosome. Gene Ontology annotation, biological process: translation.